AUGUUCGGCAUCCUCGAGGCAGUAUCUGUACCCCAUUCGGGUAUAUUCAACAGCUAUGAAGAGCUUUUCCAGGAGCUCAGCGAGCGGAUGGAAAAGGAGGGAUACAAGAUUGUCAAAGCUAGAUCCCAUCGAGGCAAAGUGGGUGGUGCAGACAUUCCAGGAAACGAUAUAGUACGAUGCGAUCUCGUUUGCGAUCGAGGCGGUCGUCCGUAUCGUUGUAUGGCUACGAAACACAAAACAACAACAAAGAAAACUGAUUGCCCAUGGAAGGCCAAAGCCGUUCAUCGAAAGACUAUGGGUGGAUGGGUUUUGACGAUUACCUGCAAUCAGCACAACCACGAGCCAGGCACACCCGAACCACCAACACCCGAACCCGCAAGCGAAGACGAGACCAAUAUCGCUGACGAACUGGAUGGCGAGCAAAGUUUGGACGCGGUUGGCACGCCACUUCUGACACCUUGGGCAGAUGAUGGUCCUCAACCUGAUGCAGAGACUCAAGCCGCAAUCCAGGUAGCAGGUGUUUCAAACGCAGUUCUCCGCUUGACCGGCGAUACCUUUCAUCAAUUCAAGAGCGAAUACCGUAAAAUGUCGCAUUCUGACAGGAUUGGAAUUCUAUCACAACUUCAACUCCGUGUCGCCGCCAUCUACGCUGUGCAGAAUGAGGAUUUGCAGAGGCAAAAACGUCAAGAAGCUCAAGACAAGCGACACCGGCAGAUUGAAGAAACCAAGAGGCAAAGCUCAGCACAGAAGCAACGGGCUAGACAGCGUCGUCAGCAGGCUGUUGGGCAGAAUCAGCAGCAGCAGCAGCAGCAGCAGCAGCAAUUGCAUGUUCAACACAUUCAACAACAACCACUGCCGCAGCAGACUUCUCAGGCUCAAGCCCAGGCUCAGGCACAAGCUCAGGCUCAGGCUCAGGCACAGGCUCAAGUCUUGAUGCAGACACAGAUGUAUCUUCCACAAAAUCCCCAACAAACACCAAUCCCUGUGCCAACUAUGGAUAUGCCACAAUUUCAACACUAUGCCGGACCUCCCAAGAGGAUGCGCGGACGAACAUCACAGGGAGGGCAGAAUUAG
This is a messenger RNA of Fusarium venenatum, 1074 nucleotides long. The record is from RefSeq and is a predicted model, not a curated record. Lineage: Eukaryota; Fungi; Ascomycota; Sordariomycetes; Hypocreales; Nectriaceae.